AUGGCAGAUAUAACCGAAGAUCCACUUGCACCUAAAAAUGGACUAACGCUUACUCCGUUCCAUCUUCUCACACUCCUCAUCUCCUCACUGACCCUGUUCUUAUCUUCCCUCCAUCUCCCAGCGCCUUUCCGAUCUAUCGUCGGAAUGUCCAAGAGGGCCUCGCUACUGUUGGUAUGUCUGAUGAUAGGUCAUUGGGUGAUCACUUCCCAGAUGAACAACUACCACAAGCGAAUUGAAAAAGCUCAUAGAGAGGAGAAAGGGAGGUAUGACCCUUUGGUUAAAGGUAAGAUAGAUAAGAAAAAGAAUGAUUGGGAAAACGCCGCUGCUCAUCCCUCACAUUUCUUGACCACAAGAGAUGGUAAACCGAGAUUAUUUCCUUUCCCCUUGGGUCUAGCUGGUGGACAAGAUUCGACGAAGAAGACAAUGUGGUGGGAAGCAGGUAAUUCCGCUCAUGUUGGUCAUUACAAUCAACGAGAAACGCCUGAAGCUAGAGAACAACUAAGACUAGAAGUAGAAGCUAAGGAAAGUGCCAGGCAGAAAAAGGCCAAAAAGGCUAUAGAAGCGUAUGAGAAGAAUAGGAAGAAGUGGCAGAAGAGAUUAACGCAUUUGAAAAUGAUCAGUGCAAUAGUAAUCAUCGGUAUAUUUCAAAGGAAGAUAGCUGUAGUCUGUCUAGCAGGUAUGAUAUACUACGUAUUCGCAAUGGAGAUAACCGAGAUGUUGAAACCGAAAAGUAAAGAGGUGGAUGAUGAUGAUAAAACAGCUAAGAAGAGGAAGAAAAUACCUACUACACCCGGUAUGGCUAUGACAUACAUAUACGAACCUAAUGGUCAGAGCGUCAACGAAGCCGGUGCGAUCCCUACUAAAGCGCCUAGUCAUCGGCUUAUGACCAGUUUGGAUAGUAGAUAUGCUUCGUAG
Molecule: messenger RNA, 915 nt
Organism: Kwoniella mangroviensis CBS 8507
Lineage: Eukaryota; Fungi; Basidiomycota; Tremellomycetes; Tremellales; Cryptococcaceae
Exons: 7
Coding region: 1-915 (304 amino acids)
Source: RefSeq, a predicted model, not a curated record